AUGUCAUCUGAUAAUUUGCGAUGGCUGAAUGGAAACGGCCCCCAUUCUCUACAGCAUGGCGUUUCCUUUGGAAUGCCUUGGCCCCGAGGUCUCUACUUUACUGGUCAGACAUUUGUGAUUACAAGUGGAGAUAGCCAAUCGCCUUUAGAUUCCAGAGAAAUCGCAUAUUGGGCUGAUGGGUCUCUUCGAUGGACCGCCCAUUCAGUAUGUGGUGAUAUCGACUAUCGCGAGGAAUAUGAAGUCAAAGGCGCACCACAUCCAAAGGAGCCUCUAAACGGUCUCACUGUUAAAUCCAAGGCUUCCCAAAUUUCAGUGAGAACGCAAAAGGGCUUUCACUUGAAGUUUACUUCGCCUGGCAGUCCAUCAAUUCUGGAGAGUCUUGAAGUCCAUGGGCAAAUCAUUUGCUCCAAUGCUACAAUUGUGGCUUCUAUCAAUGGAAAGCCUCAUACAACUCGCGUUGACGCGGUCGCAGUUGAAAACAAGACCUUCAAAAGGGCAGUCGUCAAAGUGAGUGGUGCGGUUAAGAGCGAUGGCGAAUCUCAUCUUCCGUUUGAUGUGCGAUUCUACAUUCACUCCGAUGCCUCGACACUCAGAAUAGUCCAUUCUUUUAUUCAUGACUUGGAUUCAAACAAUCCAUUAACGUCGCUGGGCCUUGAAUUUGCCAUCCCAUUGGGACAAACGGAACUACAUAAUCGUCAUGUUCGUCUGGGAGGUUCGAAUGGUGGCGUCCUCCGGGAAGAAGUCAAGGGACUCACUGGAUUGCGCCACGGCCCGACUAUCCAGAAUCGAGUUGAUCAAGCAGCUGGCCGAACAGUUACAUUAAAUGAAAAUGAGUGGACUCGGACAGAGCUUGCUAAGGGAUUAUCUUACAUUCCAUCAUGGGAAUCAUAUUCACUCACCCAACUCUCCUCGGAUGGCUUUACAAUCAAAAAGCGCACAAAGCCAGGAUGUUCUUGGGUCAAAGUCACCGGUGGGGGCCGAGCAGAUGGGACCGCUUAUAUAGGAUCGGCUCUUAAUGGAGGACUGGCAGUAGGCAUGUGUGACUUUUGGGAGCGCUACCCUACUCAGUUGGAUCUGAAUACCCUGGCGUCCGAUCAGGGAACGAUGACUGUUUGGCUGUACUCACCUUCGGCAGAGCCUUUGGAAACAACGCCAUAUCACGACGGACUGGGUAUGGAUACAUAUGAAAAGCAACUAGAAGGCCUGAAUGUCACUUAUGAAGAUUUUGAGCCUGGGUUCGCAUCCGCAAAUGGAAUCGGCAGAACUAAUCAAUUCUUUCUGAGACCAUUCACCUCUACCCCGUCAAAUGAUGAGUUCAGCAAAUUUUCGACUCUAGUUCGCGACCCUCCUCGCCUGGUCGCCACGUCUGAGCAUAUGUAUUCUGCAAGUGCAUUUCAUGGGUGCUGGGCUCCCAGUGCUUCAGUGACAGGAACUGAAAGCACGUCAAAGGAAGCCCAAAUCCAGCAGAAUCUGGAUCUUCUGUUCAAUUUUUACCAUGGUCAAAUAGAGCAGAACAGGUGGUAUGGUUUUUGGGACCACGGAGAUGUACAACAUACAUAUGAUCCCUAUCGACAUGCUUGGAGAUAUGAUGUCGGCGGAUUUGCCUGGGACAAUUCAGAACUCUCUACAGAUCUAUGGCUUUGGCUAUACUUUCUCCACACCGGAAGGGCCGAUGUGUUCAAAAUGGCGGAGGCGAUGACAAGACACACCGGCGAGGUGGACGUAUAUCACGCCGGAAAGCUCAAAGGCUUUGGUACUCGUCAUGGUGUUCAGCAUUUUAGUGACAGCUCAAAGCAGCUACGAAUAUCCAAUGUGUUAUAUCGGCGCAUUUAUUUCUAUCUCACUGGCGACGAGCGCACAGGGGACCUGAUAUCCGAGCUCCAACAAUGCCAAAAUACCUUGUUAACUUUGGACUCCCAUCGUAAGGUCCAGAAACACGCCGGUGUACCCGAAGGAUUUGCAAUGACAAAUAUUGGUCUAGACUGUGGCCCACUCGCAGCUUCAUGGCUGACUUCAUGGGAGCGACGCUCGGAAGGAUGGGAGAAUUCCAAAAACCUUUUGAUAAAGCUCCUCGACGGAGUAUCCGAGCUCAAGCACGGGAUCGGGAACAAUGCAAUCUUGUUGAAUCCAAAUACUGGUGACAUACAAGAAUGCCCUCCUCCAACUCCAGAAUGGGCGAUUUCGCAUUUAUCUAUGCUUUUCGGCUUUCCAGAAAUCUUCGCAGAAUUGAUUCACUAUGCUCGGAAUGAACAUCCAGAGACAGUGUCAAAAUUUAUCAAAGUCUACCUAUCGUACUGUCGAGCGUACAAUGGUGGCUCUAAGGUGCAACUUGAAGAAUUUGGCUUUGAGUUUCCAGCUCACGCUACUUGGAGACAAAGCCAUUCAACCCUCACAGCGUUUGCAGCCGUGGAGCAAGACAACAAUGACCUGGGCCGAGCAGCUUGGGACCAGUUUCUGAACACUGAUGGAUACAAAAACAGUCAUGAUUGGAGCAUCCUUAGAACUUCUGCUCCAGAAUACUUUACCGACGGAGAGGAAGCUGUGUGGGCAACUACUAAUGAAGUUGCUCGUUAUGGUGUAUCUGCAAUUUCAAACCUUGCAACCAUUAGAAAGUUUCUAUAG
Penicillium angulare is the source of this 2622-nucleotide messenger RNA. RefSeq names its product polysaccharide lyase family 26 protein. The record is from RefSeq and is a predicted model, not a curated record. The coding region runs from base 1 to 2622 and encodes 873 amino acids. Lineage: Eukaryota; Fungi; Ascomycota; Eurotiomycetes; Eurotiales; Aspergillaceae. The transcript has a single exon.